AUGAAUGGGAUCACCAUUAAAGUGGAGAAAACUAUAAAAUACUUGGGUGUUGUUUUGGACUUCAGGCUGUCCUGGGACAGCCACAUUGACUAUAUAACAGGACGAACUGGUCUUAUCUGCCAGGCUUUUUCUCAUAUUGCGAAGCAAAAAUGGGGACUCACAUCCAAGACUAUAUCUAUUAUAUAUGACAGGAUCCUCAUACCUACAAUUACCUAUGCCUGUGGCACUUGGGGAUGGGCAAGUGCCAAGGUCCAUCCUAAAAGAAAACUGAUAUCGUCUCAAAGAAGAGCCCUACUCUUAAUUUCCAAGGCUUACCGUACCACAAGCAAUACCUGUUUGCAAAUCAUCACCAGGAAACCACCACUCGACCUUAUUAUCACUCAAAGACAAAAGCUUUAUAGGAUUAAAAGAGGUGAUAACAUGAUAACGACUACUCGUGAAAUAACCUAUCAGGAUGUAGAAUGGCCCUCACAGAUAAGUAAUACCUUACCACCAUGGAAUACUAUCUUUGACAAAGGUAUACAUGCUAACGGCGAUACUUUACAAAUUUACACAGAUGGUUCUAAACAUGACAACUGUGUAGGCUGCAGUUAUGUUUUAUACGAGAACAAUAUGGAAAUUAAACACUGCAAAUUUCGUCUACAAAGCGACUGCAAUAUCUUUCAGGCCGAGAUGUGGGCCAUUAAGAUGGCUAUUGAUUAUACUAACUCUACAUAUAACAAUCAUAAUAUAAAGAUCCUUACUGACUCACUCUCCUCACUACAACUGAUCAAAAACAGUAAUCUGCAUCUAUUAGCAGAAACAAUAAGGAAAAUGAUAUAUUUCUCUACAAACAGGUAUGACAUUCAAUGGAUCAAAGCCCAUCAUGGCGAACGGGGAAAUGAGAGAGCAGACCUACUCGCAAAGGAAGCGGCAGUUGAUGACACACUGCCCAUAGCAUACAGCAAGAUUAGUAGACAUACAAUCAAUAACAUACUAAGAACGGAUACAAUUCGACAAUGGCAGACAAGGUGGGACCUACAAAGUGACCAUAUUACUUAUACUUUUAUCCCUAAUAUUGAGGAAUUUUUGGAAAAUAAUUGGUACAACCCGAACCAUUAUAACUCCCAGAUACUAACAAAUCGUGGCAGGUACGCUACUUACUUGGAGAGAUUUCACCAUAGCACUUCGAAGCUAUGCCCAACGUGCGACAUAGAGGAUGGAUCUUUGCACUACCUCUUCCAUUGUCCUAUCUUCGCAAGAGAAAGGACUGAAUUACAAAUCGUCCUGCAUGAGCAAGGCAUCAACUGGCCCUGCAGGCCAACUGACAUAUGGACCACAAAAAAUACCUAUACUGCCUUCGAAAGGAUCAGCAAACAAAUCAGCUAUAUUAAUAACAAACAAACUUUCCUUUAA
Molecule: messenger RNA, 1395 nt
Organism: Centruroides sculpturatus (bark scorpion)
Lineage: Eukaryota; Metazoa; Arthropoda; Arachnida; Scorpiones; Buthidae
Exons: 1
Coding region: 1-1395 (464 amino acids)
Biological process (GO): DNA replication, removal of RNA primer
Molecular function (GO): nucleic acid binding; RNA-DNA hybrid ribonuclease activity
Source: RefSeq, a predicted model, not a curated record